UUAAGUAAACAUUCAAAUUUGUCUUGUGAUGAAUAUUCAAUUUGUUGGUUUUCCCUAUAAAAUAGCAUGGAAAAAUCGUUCUGUUUGUAGGCUUUGAAAACCUCCAAAAUAUUUAACUAACUGCGGUUAUAAAUAAUCCCCUCUAAUUUGGGCCGGGGGAGGGAAAUGCGUCAGAAACAACUCAACAAACGACAGAAUUCUAGCCUCCAGGUCCAAAUCAAAUUGAUGAUAGUCGUCGCUCGCGCUCAGCCUUCGGCAAUCUAAAUUCAGCUCGCGAUUUAAACUCAAAGCUGCGCUCUGCGCUAAUAACUCUACAACAUUUUAAGAUUGGUUAUAUAUUUUUUCGUGUUUUCCGGCGGUAUUUUCUGAGUUUAUUAAAUGGACAGCCUUGGGCCAAUUGCGUGAAAAAUUUUGAUUGAUCUGUUGGCAAAAUUAAUUCAGCCCCAAGCCAGGUUGUUUUUUUCUCAUUUUCUCUCAAAAGGUACAAAUUUAUUCUUGCAGCCGCUCAUCAAUAUUACAUUACUUACAUUCGGCACAACUUGAAAUUUUUAGCGUUUGUUGAACAAAAUUUGCUGAGCUCGAGGCUUUGUGAACAAAAUUAAAGAACGCACUGCGCUCAUAAUCGGGGCUUAUAACUAACUACUGAACCGCAGUUCGAAUCCGCCUCGGGCUUAGAAAUCAUCGUUGCUUCGCUGCGAAUAAUUUCAACGCAGCCUCAGGCAUUUUCCCUCUUGUUUGUUUGUGCCUCACCUUUGAAAUUACGGCAGUUUUCAAUUUAUUUUUUCCUAUUUCCGCUCUAUUCAUAUUGCUGACGCUAUCAAUUAGUUUGCAAAAAAGCAUCAAUUCAAAAAAUCAGCCACUUUCUUAAACUUUAAAUUGGAUUUUAUCUCGUCAAUAACUUUCGAAAAAUUGUAUAAAAGCUGACUUCAAACCAUUUGAAACUCUGGAUGAUAGAUCACUAUUAGCUCUGUUUGACUAAUUCGAUAAAGAAACAGAAUCAAGAUGAUAAACUCUCCAAGUGCAAUGGCAGCAGCUGCAGCUGCCAUCUACCAGAACCUGCAAAUGAGCGGAUCUAACACCUCCAACGCAUCCCAGGAGCCGCGGAACCUCUCGCCUCCUAUAUCCCAGUCUGGAACUAAUUCCAUGUCAUCGGUUUAUCUUCUUCCUGGAAUUCUAAACUCAAACUCGGGUUCAAACGGUAUUGCCGACCGAAGGAAUAUUCUGAAUUACUCGGAGUUACUCGCCACUUUUGGAGCCGGAAACACGCAGUCGGUUUUGCAGCGAAGUCAGACGAACAACUCGAUGAUUGCAACAGAGUCGACAUCAAGUCUGGGAGUGCCGGAUGCAAAAAUUGCGAGAAACCGACGCAGUUUCCACUUCAAAGAGCGUCCAGACACCGAUCAGUUGGCUCGAGAUCUGGAGAGGAGAGACUCCGUCAUCAAAACGAUCACAGAGCGAGGAGAUUCCAUCAACGGCAUCAAAGACGAACAACUGUCUCCUAAUUCCCAAAACGGGUCGAGCAGCUCAAGUUUGAAAUCAAGUGGCAGUCACUCCAACGGAUCCAUCCAUUCCAAAUCGCCCUCCCCCAUCCAACCCCACUUGAACCCGACCAACCCGCCCUCACUAACACCCGGUGGAGUUCCAGUACCCGCUCAAUUAACUCGACUGAACGCCCCAGUUCACAUAGACGUUGGAGGCACUGCAUAUACUACAACUCUUCAAACCCUGACAAAAUACCCCAACUCAAAAUUGGGUAAAAUGUUCAAUGGCAAAAUUCCUAUUGUCUUGGAUUCGUUGAAACAGCAUUACUUCAUUGAUCGCGACGGAAAAUUGUUUCGAUAUAUUCUAAACUUUUUGAGAACAGAUUCGGUUUUCUUAACGAAAGAAUCCCCGAUGAUCAGUGGUCUCUUAGACGAAGCACAUUAUUUCGAAAUUUCUGAAUUGGAGAGUAAAAUUCAACUAAUUCUCGGCGCGGAAAACAAACCCUACGUAACAAAAACUGAAGACGAAAAUAAAUCUUCACAUAAUACAGAAAACUCAAUUUUGAUUGAAAGUAUUGUUCACACAGGGACUAAUGAAGCCGUGAAAAAAGACCAAUGGUUCAUUUCCGGAAACGCCAAGGACAUUCUUCAAAUUCUAGAGAUGAAGUUUUCGGCUAAAAUAGCCAACAGUGAUAUGAUAACACGCGCAUCAAGUGAAGAUUUUGAAAAAAUUUCGGAAGUUUCGUGCUUGGAAUUGAUUCAAAAGUUCUUGGACAAUGAUUACGUAAUUGAAAAGACGAAAUUUGCUACCGAAGAAUCUGGUAAAAUAUGUCAGUUCACUUUGAAGAAAUGAGUUCAUAUUGAGGAACUAAAACAACGUUCUUCUACGAUAUGUAUAGCGUCUAUUAUUUUGAUAUAGUAUUUUAAUUUCAGUUAAUU
This is a messenger RNA of Symsagittifera roscoffensis, 2420 nucleotides long. RefSeq lists its product as uncharacterized. Lineage: Eukaryota; Metazoa; Xenacoelomorpha; Acoela; Convolutidae. Gene Ontology annotation, molecular function: protein binding. The record is from RefSeq and is a predicted model, not a curated record. The transcript has 3 exons. The coding region runs from base 1003 to 2334 and encodes 443 amino acids. Gene Ontology annotation, biological process: protein homooligomerization.